AUGGAGGUUACACCUUUCUUUUGGCUUCUGGUGUGCUGGCAUCUUGUCAGACGCACCUUACGACUCUAUGGAUACUGGCGAAUGAACCCACUCCCGGUACCAGAUAACCCUCGAAUGCGACCGGAUUGUGUCAGCGUGUUGAUUCCCACCAUUGGCGCACCUGCAGACCUCAUACCCCCGCUCUACACAAUGUUGGACAACAAUCCCAAGGAGAUUAUUUUUGUCACGACAGCAGCUUUGAUCAGGGAAAUGAGAGCGGUUCUGCAGAAGUUCAUUCCGAAAGAACAACUGCACAAAAUUCAUGCUCUCGACAUCCCCUUACCCAAUAAAAGAAACCAGCUCAUGCGCGGUAUUCAAGCAGCCGCAGGAGAGGUUAUUGUGCUAGCGGACGAUGAUGUGUACUGGAGCAAGAACCUUUUGCAACAAGUCCUCGGCGUUCUGGAAUUGGAACCCGAAGUUGGUGGCGUCACCACGCAGGAAGAAGCACAUGGUCUGGACGCUCGAAGUCCGGAAACAAUCACUUUCUGGGAAGCCCUCGAGGCUCGCCGUCUCAGCAUGCGCAACAUAGAUAUUGCUGCCUCCAGCUGGCUGGACGGUAGUCAAACAGUUUUGACUGGACGGACUGCAGCCUACCGAGCGUGCAUAUUGAAAGACCCGCAUUAUCUGUCUGCUUUCACAAACGAGUACUUUCUGUGGAGAUACCGCAUGCAUUGCGGCGAUGACCAAUUUACUACCCGCUGGCUAUUGAACCACGGAUGGAAAACCCGUAUGCAGACAGGGGCUAUGAUCUACUGCGAGGCUCUCAACGACAGUCGUCAUGUGAAACAGACCCUACGAUGGGCAAGGAAUGGUAAGAUCUCAAGUCUGAAGCGGUUUUUCGGAUCAAAACGAAUGUGGAAGCGAUAUCCAUGGCUAGCUAUUACCACAUCCCGUACAGUAUUAUCCAUGGUACUCCAGUUAUGGCGCCUCUCGUUCGUGGUGUAUAUUUUCUCCAACCCAUGGCUCCUCAUUGAGAGGAUUGUCGGCCUAAGACUAACUUUCUGGAUUGGCUUCUAUGUACCACUGCUCGUUGAACAUGUUGCAUACGGUGUGGUGCACAGAUGGUAUUUCAGACAUCUAGGAGCCCAAAUAUUGAAGGACUUCAUACAGCAAUACUUCGUGUCUGUCUAUACGACCCUAACUCUGCAUGCGAACCACUGGGGCUCUCGGGAAGUCUAA
Aspergillus luchuensis is the source of this 1218-nucleotide messenger RNA. RefSeq lists its product as uncharacterized. Lineage: Eukaryota; Fungi; Ascomycota; Eurotiomycetes; Eurotiales; Aspergillaceae. The transcript is spliced from 5 exons. The record is from RefSeq and is a predicted model, not a curated record. The coding region runs from base 1 to 1218 and encodes 405 amino acids.